GCUUGCCCGGUAGGUCAUUGACCCUGCAAAAUGUCAACAGAACUUCAGUCAAAAUGGCGGGUGUUCAGAGCUUCUUCAAAUGGCUGGUGAAGUAUGUCCUUGCAUGGCUUUUAGCCCCGCUGUACAUGCUAUCUUCGACUUUUAUGUUCUUCCUACGAGUUAUCCGCAGUCCCAUGGCGGUUCUGAGCUACCGAGUCCGUGAGACUCCGCCGGCGGUGCUUCAGGACCCAGCCCUGGGUACGCACGAGUACGUGCGGCUGGGCACGGCUAAGAUCCGCCUGCACUAUGUGGCCGCUGGGGACAGGAGCAAGCCUCUGAUGGUCUGUCUGCACGGCUUUCCGGAGUUCUGGUAUUCAUGGCGUCAUCAACUGAAAGCAUUUGGAAAGGACUACCGGGUAGUGGCGGUGGACAUGAGGGGGUUUGGCGACUCUGACAAGCCACCAGCCGUGGAGGAAUACAAAGUUGACAAGAUGGCUGGUGACAUUAUUGACCUGAUAGAAGCCCUCGGCUACGGGUCCUGUACGCUUGUGGGUAACGACGGAGGAGCGAUUAUCGCCGGGCGCGUUGCCAUGGAGCGUCCCGACCUGGUGACAAAAUUGGUCGCCAUGAACGGUCCUGUUAGCCUCUCUGUGGUCCGCAGAUACGCCAGGUCACGUCCCAAACAGCGCCUGAAGUUUUGGUACAAUUUCCUCGCCCAAUUGCCCUACCUACCCGAGAUGUGUCUUGGGUUUAACGACUUAAAGACGCUUGAUGUCGUGUUCCGAGGUAAGAAAAUGGGAUGCCGCAACAAAGACGCCUUUACAGAUGAGGACUUGGAAGCCUACAAGUACGCCUCCUCACAACCUGGUGCCCUGACGGGAGUGGUCAACUUUUACAGAGCCAAUGGCAUGCGCCCACCAAAGGAACCUACAACAGGUAUCCGCUGUCCGUCCCUGCUGAUUUGGGGCGACCAGGACGGGGUUCUUGACACGGACUUAGCGCGGGAAAUGGCAGAGUCCGUACAGGGCAUGAAGGUGGAGAUUAUCGAAGGUGCAAGUCAUUUUGUCCAGCAGGAC
Branchiostoma floridae (Florida lancelet) is the source of this 1055-nucleotide messenger RNA. RefSeq names its product epoxide hydrolase 4-like. Gene Ontology annotation, molecular function: hydrolase activity. NCBI's taxonomy places the organism in Eukaryota, Metazoa, Chordata, Leptocardii, Amphioxiformes, Branchiostomatidae. The record is from RefSeq and is a predicted model, not a curated record.